Homalodisca vitripennis (glassy-winged sharpshooter) is the source of this 1377-nucleotide messenger RNA. Its product is annotated as lys-63-specific deubiquitinase BRCC36-like. The record is from RefSeq and is a predicted model, not a curated record. Bases 155 to 985 code for a protein of 276 amino acids. Lineage: Eukaryota; Metazoa; Arthropoda; Insecta; Hemiptera; Cicadellidae. Gene Ontology annotation, molecular function: polyubiquitin modification-dependent protein binding; metallopeptidase activity. Gene Ontology annotation, biological process: double-strand break repair. The transcript is spliced from 6 exons. Gene Ontology annotation, cellular component: BRCA1-A complex; BRISC complex.
CAUGUGGUGAAACUUGUUGCGCGGUGGAAUGGAAGGUGGAAUUGUGUAUCAUAAGUGUCAGAAUACGUUAAGUGUAAUAAUUUGAAUUGUAGGUUAUCACAUUUAGAGGUGUGUAGUGUAUUUGUAAUUCGUUGUUUUUAUUUGUAAUUCUAAGAUGGCACUCGCAGAAGUUUAUUUAACAAAUGAUGUAUAUAUGGCUUGUCUUCAGUUAGCUUUAUCUACUGAGAAAGAAGAGGUUAUUUGUUUACUACUGGGAGAGACAAAAGAAGACAAAGGCAAGAAAACUGUGUACAUUUACUCAAUGAAAAUUCCCCAUCGAUUGGACAAGAAGAAGGACAGAGUAGAGAUAUCAAUAGAUCAGUUGCUUGCUACAAGAGACUAUGCAGAAAAGUUGUCUCAGCAACUGAAGAAGGAGGUCACGGUAAUAGGCUGGUUCCACUCCCACCCUCAUAUAACUGUGUGGCCCUCUCACGUAGAUGUUAACACCCAAGCCAACUACCAGACCAUGUCCGGAAGUUUUGUGGGCAUCAUCAGUUCUGUGUUUUCAGAGGACAAAACCACAAAGGAAUGUGAGGUAAACCUAACUUGUUUCCAAUCUGAGAGCAUCACCGAUGAUAGCGGCUCGAUGCGGUAUGUGCGCAAACCAAUCCCAUUUUUCGUUAUUGCCAACCCAGUUCCAGUUACUACGAUCAGCUGUUUAAAGACCAUUUGUGAUCUUCCCAAUAUUCUUCAUCAAGAAGAAGAAGACAAUUACAGAGAGUGUGCUGCAGAAAAUUCUGAUGUUUUGUGUUCUUUACACAAUGAAAUGUUGUUGACAAAAUCCUUGCUCCACAUUACCAACAAGAUUUCAAUUCCACUUUUGAAAACAUUGGAAUUGAGAGAGAGAAUCUUGAAACAACAGCUGAUUUACUUGAAGAAGUUCGAUGGGAAACUUCGCUCAGCUUUUGGAGGUUGCCAAGAAGGGAGUCCCAACUCUAAACACUAACCUUAGUUUAUUUUGUGUUUCAUAAAAAUUAUAUUUCUGUUUGAAUGGAGAUGAUUGUUGUUAUUGAAUACUGAUUCAAGAUUUGUUUCCUAACUAACCACCGAUAUUCAAUGGUAGUUCAGAUUGCAGAAAAUAUUGAGCUGCAAGAUUUAUUUUUUAUUAUCUUGUGUUUGUCAUACAUUGUUAGUUUCUGAACAAAAGUGGGGUUUUUGAUUGUAUUUAUACUUUUGUUUUUAAUUGUAAAUAUCUUAUCAGUCUGUAAAAAAUUACUACAAUAUUUUCCUCACUGUAAACAAUUGAAUUUUAUGUAAAUAUUAAAUGCAGUAUAUAGUUUAUUUAUGUAUAUUAAUUAUCUUAUAUGAUUUUUCAAAAUAAAAAAUUAUACAGAAGUG